UGUCAACACCCUCCUACCACACAACGUCCACUCCUUCCCUUAUUACAAAACAUUCACCCAAACCCUAUCUCUCUCUCUCUAAAACCCUAGUUCUCAUUCUUGAAGAAGCCACACUGUUCACUUCCAUCUCACCACUCUCCUUUUCCCCUGCAUUUUUCUAGAAAAAUCCUAGAAUUUUUCCCAAUUCGCUUCACAAUCCACUGCCCAGAAGUUCUACAAUCUUGGACAGCAGUCAGAAAGUUGGCAGCUCAAGGUUUUGGAUUUACUUGUUUGGUCUGUUGUUGAAUUGGGUUUUGUGGGUUUUUGUCGUUUUUAUGAUUCAAUUUUGUUGAAGAAAUGGCGGUUUUGUCAAAACCUGAGUCUGUUCAGAUUAGGGAAGUUUGGAAUGAUAAUGUUGAAGAUGAGUUUGCUUUGAUUCGUGAUAUUGUAGAUGAUUACCCGUAUAUAGCUAUGGAUACGGAGUUUCCGGGCACUGUUCUUGGCCCGAUACCCAAUUCCAAGAACUCUGUUGACUAUUAUCUUUGUGGCCUGAAGGCCAAUGUUGAUACUUUGAAGUUGAUUCAGUUGGGUCUGACAUUUUCGGACGACGAAGGGAAUCUUCCCACUUGUGGGACUGAUAAGUACUGUGUUUGGCAAUUCAAUUUUUGCGAAUUCAAUCUUGACGAGGAUAUCUUUGCUGAUGAUUCAAUUGAGCUUUUACGCCAGAGUGGCAUUGAUUUUAAGAAGAACAAUGAGAAGGGUAUCGAUGCUCGUUGGUUCAGUGAGCUCUUGAUGUCUUCGGGGAUUGUGCUGAAUGAUAAUGUGCAUUGGGUUACCUUUCACAGUGAUUAUGAUUUUGGGUACUUGCUCAAGCUACUUACUGGCCAAAAUCUUCCCGAUACACAAAAGGAGUUCCUCAAUUUGAUCAGAAUGUAUUGCCCAACCCUCUACGAUGUCAAGCAUUUGACGAGGUUUUGCAACAAUCUUCAUGGUGGAUUGAACAAGGUCGCUGAACAGUUGAAAGUUGAGAGAAUCGGUAUCAGUCAUCAAGCUGGUUCGGAUAGUUUGCUUACUUGUUGUACAUUCAUGAAGUUGAAAGAAAAAUACUUUAAUGGCUCACUUGAGAAAUAUGCUGGUGUGUUGUACGGUCUUGGAGUUGAGAAUGGACAUAAUAUGCACUGAAGGAAAAAGUAUUAAUUCAUAGAAAAUUUAAAUAAGAAUAUAUUUUUGGAGUACAUUUGCGUGUAUGAUUCCUUUUGUUAGUGCUCUGACAAUUUUCUUCUCAUGUUUAUUUUUCCUUUACUAGAAUUGCUUAUAUUUCCAAUUGAGUCAUGCGACAAACCCAGAAAUAUAUACCCAAAAGUUACCCAGAAUUUACAAUAUGUGGUUGAGAUUUAUUAUAUAUAUGGACCCACUAUACGCUCAUUUAAUCUCCAACGUUGAUAUGCUUUCUGGGUACCCAUUUUCUGGGUUCCCAGACUUAUCCUUUCCAAUUUCAGUUAAUGAACUGGAAGUGCAACCAGCCUAUCUAAAGUGUGAGCCAUGAUCAGGUUUUAGUCUAACUCAUGCUCUUCUUCUUGAACCCUUUGCCAUAUAAACUUUCACCCUAGUUGCUCCCCUUGGCUAUUAUUGUAUGGCUCCAUUUUGUAGAAAUAAAAUAUCUUAAAUUUUUGUUAUUUACGUCACGAGAAACUGAAAUGUUUCACUUGAGCAACCCGAAGACAAAUUUUUUUUGCUGUCAUGUUGAAAUUUCUUUUAACAGUAUAAACGCAGCACAAAUAAUUAGGGUAACAAUUUUCGUUUUCAAAAUUUUUAUUUUUUAUUUUCUAUUUUCCCACCCAAAUAACCACUAGGAGGGUGAAUUGAAAGAACUUAGCGUCAUGAUUAGUCAUUAUCAUUUAAAACAAUGGUUAGUUAGUAAGGAAUAAGUAAGUUGAUGGAAGAAUUUAUAUACAUUUUUUUUGCAACUGUAUAUUUUUGCUAUUGUAUGUGGUUUCUUUUUUGGGUGCCUACAAUAUCAACCAAUUUGAUGUUUUGGAAGCGGAUGCAGUUCAACUGUAAUGACCAUAGCUGAAAUCUGAUCAUUUUUUGAAAAUUGAUCAUCUCCAUAUCCACGUGACAAGGCCACUGAACUUUUUGCUGUUUUGGAAAUGUGGACAUCACGUGUUUGGUAAUAUGUCAAUGUCAAAAGAUGGGCUUUGGGUUUUUUGAGGUUCUUGUAAGGGAGAUACAUGAUAGUUGACACCUUCUAUUUGCCACUUUUGGUUUCCUUUCGGAAAACCUGUGUAACCAAUAGUGCAAGAUGGAUGCAGGUUUGUUUAUAUCCUUUAGUAAACAAGCUUGAUAAAAGUGCUGUAUGAAGAGAUGGCUUCUUUCUUUGAUUUUGAGUGUGUCUCAAGGUAUGCUGUGUCUGCUUAAUACUUGAUGUUAUUUUUACUGUUUCCUGAGUUGCCCUUAUGAAAUUUUAGUUUGUUCUAUCUCAGUCAGCAGGUGCUUGAUGUUUUUUUUAUUGUUUUUUUUAUUUUGUUGUUUAUAAUUAUGAUAUAGAUUCUUAACUUUUUUCUUGAUGAUGAAUCUUGCAAAAGAAAAUUUUCAGGAAUCAUAGGGCAUCUGAUGACAGAAAACCUAGAGUUUUCUCUACUGAGGUGCUUAUUCUAAAAAGGUGUUUAGUCAGUUUUACACUGUUUUUUAUAUAAUGUUUUUUUAAAAAAAAAAUUAAAUGUGCUUGUGAGACUUGUACUGCCAGAUUGGCUCUUUUUUUGUUUUCUUCUCCUUCAUUUUGUGCAGGAGUUUCUUCUCACUAGCUCUAGGAGCCUAGGACAUUUCUUUGGCAUAGCGGUUGGGUCGUCCAGAAGUGGACUUCUGUGUCUCAAAAGUGGUUCUUUGUGUUUGGCAUUAUUGGUAGGUUGGGAAUCAACUAAAAGUAGUAAGUUCUACCUGUUCCAAGUGUUUCUGCGUAGUGCUCUGAACUGCUUGUCAACAUAACAUUUUAAGUGUUCAAAUGCAAUUGCCCUAGUCUGAUCAAAAAAAAAUUGCAAUUGCCCUAGUACAAGUUAUACCUUUUCUAAAGUUAAUUGGACGAUUUUUCAAUUCUUUACGCUGUCUGUAACUCUGAAUAUUGCUGGUUACCACUAGGGCAUUACAUUGAUCUCAUGUAGUAAAAAAAUUUGUGAUUUAAUUGGCCAGUUACUGAGCAAGAGUGAGAGUGCCAACUUUUAGAAUGCGUAACAUUGAGAGUCUCCGAGUGUCUUUGUCAUUUAUAUUUUCAUCAUAUCUGUAUUAUUAUGUUUUUUACUAUUUAGGAUAAUAUUAAUUGUAUUUCAUAAUAUUGGUUGACCCAUCCUAGGCUCAAAACAAAAUACAUGCACAACCUCAGCAAACUCCUCCAUUGCCUACCGCCACUCUAUUCCCUCUACAUUUACCAAAACAAUUGAUGGUGUUUACCAAAAUUUUCUUAACUCCCUUCCAUUUCUGGUUGUGUUCUCCUACUCCUAACAAGAUUUUUCCAUCCAAUUUUGGACUUUUUUUUCUUCAGUUACUUAUAUCAGCUUCAAAGUAUCAUUCUCAAAUCCUUCUUCACAUGGAAUCCCAAGGAAUUUGUUGAGUCAUUUCACCCUCUCCAUAACUCACCUUUGACACCUCAGCCCCAUCCCCCAAAUCUAAAGGCAUACUGACUCGUUGCAUACUACUCAUUCUAAUUUCCCAAGUAGCACAGACACGGAUAUGGACACUAGAUACAAUGAUUCUAAAAACCUUUAGGACAUGGUCACAAUUGGGAUACGGCAAAUUUUUAUUUUAUAUUUUAUUUAAUGUGUAAAUAUAUGAAUAUAAAUUUAGGAUACAUAUAUCUAAGAGGCAUCAAUGUAUAUGGGGGUGUAUUUCUAUUGUUACUUGUUGAUGUAUAUAUAUGUCUGCUUUUAUUUUUACUGAUUCAUAAGUUGCCCCUACGACCUUUAGUUUGUUCUAUCUCAGUAGGUGCUCAAUUUUUUGGGCAAAUGACAGUAAGCCCCCCUUGAACUAUGACCCAUGUUUGAGUUGCCUCCCUAAAGUUUAAAACACAACACUUAUCCCCCUCAAUGUUUGUAACUUGCAGGAAGACUGGACGCCGUUUACGGUGAAGUUAAGUUUACUUUUUUUUUCCUUGUACGGUAUGAAUGAUGUGAUGGACAAUAUAUCUACUAAAGAUACAAAAAUGCCAUGAAAACGGCGGGUGCUUUCCCUCCAAUUCUCUGGUAUAAGAAGCAAUGGUUUACCCUAAUUUAUUUUCAUCAGAGACGAUUAACCUUAUUCUCUCUUGAUUCCAUGCAAGCAGAUCUUGGCAUUGCUUCUACAUCUUCAUUUUCUCAAAAUUGCUGAAGCAAGUAUUGAUUACUAAAGCCUAAAUUGUUGGAACUUUUUGUCUAUGCUGGUGUAAAUUUGUGUUUUAAAAUAUUUUCAGUAUAUAGAAGUGUUUUGCAAGCUUUUGAUGGAAAAAGUGGUGGAUUUACAUAUCCAUGUGUGUCGGUCUGUGGCGGAAAGUGAAAAGUAGAGACUUGUGGAUGGUUUGGUCAGUCAGUGUGGUCCCAAAUGCAUAAACCAUGCUUUCAAUGUAAUACAUGGUGAAAAACCAUGUGUUUUUUGUAUACAGACAAAAUUGGUGAGUUCUUUAAUGUUUGUUUUAUUUACUA
Molecule: messenger RNA, 4646 nt
Organism: Camellia sinensis
Lineage: Eukaryota; Viridiplantae; Streptophyta; Magnoliopsida; Ericales; Theaceae
Product: putative CCR4-associated factor 1 homolog 6
Cellular component (GO): CCR4-NOT complex
Molecular function (GO): nucleic acid binding; poly(A)-specific ribonuclease activity
Source: RefSeq, a predicted model, not a curated record